CUUCCGGUUCCGGUGAAAUGUCAAAAACAUAAACACGUGAAUAUUACACCAUUAUAAUUAAUUAUUUCACCAUCGAUUACAGAACUAACAGAUUUAUUUGCUAUGGCUUCAGACGAGAAAAAGACGAGUUAUUUCAUAGCCAAGUGUGACAGUAUAGCAUCGUUACGUAAAUGUAUUGACACAUCAAGAUGGGCGUGUAGAAAUCGCAGAGAGCCCCCGCACCCAAGUGACCUCCUCACACAUGCCCGGACCAAUAACAACCGUGUUGUCAUCAUUUUCAGUGUAAACAAUUGUCAUGGGUGGCACGGCUAUGCUGAAAUGGCAAGUGGCGUUGAAAACCAAGCAUCUACAAAUAGCUGCUCUAAGGGAACCAAAACAGAACUUAAAUCUGUAACUGAAAACACAUCAGAAUCAACAGAAAAUAAACACUUGAUCGAUGAAAAUGUUUCUAAUCACACUGAUUGGAAUUACUUUGAUGUUAAAUGGAUAACACAUUUUCUGAAUGAUUUUGGUGAAAGGUGUCUCAGUUCUAAAGCAACAGAGGGAGAAGAAUAUAGAUUGACAGACAACACACCAUUAAACAAAGCCCGCAAUUGGCAGGAAGUACCUUCUGGCAUUGGAAGCAAUUUAUGUCUUUUGAUUGAUAAGUUUUAUGAAGAAUUAAAAUCCAAAAGGCAGGAAAAAAUGAAAAUGGCAGAGGAAAAUCAACCUCCUCCAUUUUUCCAUUCCUCAGAUGAAGUGGGUUUGAUGAAUGAAAACUGGAUGAAAAUAUCAGAGAAAAUCACACAGGAGCUUGGCAGUAUCAUAAUGGCAUGUCCUUUUGGUAGCAGAAGGUAUAACUUACACACCCCUACAAGUGAUAUGGACAUGUUCCUGGUGUACCAGGCAAGGACACGAGAUAUUUUGGGAUUUAACCCUCCCAAACAAACUCUUAAGAGUGAGCGAGAGUCUUGUGACUUUACCAUCCAUGAGAUAUUCCAUUUCGGAGAACUUCUGAUGUCUGGAGACCAUCGCUGUGUAGAGACAUUAUUUGUUGCAGACGAAACUCUAGUCCACACAAGUGCGGCAUUCAAGCGUCUCCAGCAGCACAAACAUUUGUUUGUGAACAGGAUCUGCCUUGAGAAAUACCUACGUGAUGCCUGUGGAAGUAAGGGAACCAAACAGCUGCAUCGCUGGACAGAUGGACAUUCAUCUACAGAAGUCCUUACCGACCGGAUGUCUAAACUUUCUUACAUCAUCAUCCGCCUCCUUCAGAAUGCAGCUGAUAUCGUCAAAGGCGGCAAUAUCAUAGUGUACAGGCCCGAGGAAUCGACAGAGAGGGCAACGCUAAUGAAUAUUCGGCAAGGCACACCGACAAUAGGGGAAACUUGGGGCGAGAUUAACAGGUAUGUAAUAGGCUCAUUUGACUGUGUUAGGAAAUGUUCUGAUAAUUACGAUAAUAUGAAGAAAUGGUAGUGAAAAUUUAUUGUUUAAAUAUUGCAAAUAAAACAGUUGAAACAGACAGU
This is a messenger RNA of Pecten maximus, 1505 nucleotides long. RefSeq lists its product as uncharacterized. The transcript is spliced from 6 exons. The record is from RefSeq and is a predicted model, not a curated record. Lineage: Eukaryota; Metazoa; Mollusca; Bivalvia; Pectinida; Pectinidae. Gene Ontology annotation, molecular function: RNA binding. Bases 103 to 1455 code for a protein of 450 amino acids.